AUGGAUCUGGAGGUGAGGGAUGCGAACGCGUCGGACUGUUCGUCCCGGAAUGAGAGCGACAGCGGAGCUGACGCGUCCUCCGGUGGAAUGUCCACUGCGCUGGCCAGCGUGCUGAUCUUCACCAUCGUGGUGGACAUCCUGGGCAACGUCCUCGUCAUCCUGUCCGUGUACAGGAACAAGAAGCUGAGGAAUGCAGGCAACAUCUUCGUGGUGAGUCUGGCCGUGGCCGACCUGGUGGUGGCGCUGUACCCGUACCCCCUGGUGCUGACGGCCAUCUUCCACAAUGACUGGACCAUGGGCGACCUGCACUGCCAGGCCAGCGGCUUCGUCAUGGGCCUCAGCGUCAUCGGCUCCAUCUUCAACAUCACGGCCAUCGCCAUCAACCGCUACUGCUACAUCUGCCACAGCCUCCACUACGACCGGCUGUACAGUCUGAGGAACACCUGCUGCUACCUGGGCCUCACCUGGCUGCUCACCGCCCUCGCCACCGUGCCCAACUUCUUCGUGGGCUCGCUGCAGUACGACCCGCGCAUCUACUCCUGCACCUUCGCCCAGACGGUCAGCUCCUACUACACCAUGUCCGUGGUGAUCAUUCACUUCCUGAUCCCGCUGCUGGUGGUGUCCUACUGCUACAUGAGGAUAUGGGUGCUGGUGAUUCAAGUGAAACAUCGGGUCAAACCGGAGCUAAGGACUAAACUGAAAGCGAGCGACGUGAGGAACUUCCUGACUAUGUUCAUAGUGUUUGUGUUGUUUGCUGUGUGCUGGGCUCCGCUGAAUCUCAUAGGCCUGGCUGUGGCCAUAAACCCUGUAACAGUGGCGCCCCACAUUCCCGAGUGGCUCUUUGUCUUGAGCUACUUCAUGGCUUACUUCAACAGCUGCCUCAACGCCAUCAUAUACGGACUUCUAAACCAAAACUUCCGCAAAGAGUACAAGACGAUCCUGCUUUCUCUUUGCGUCCCGCGUCUGUUCCUCAUGGAGACGUCCAAGUGUGCCACCGAGGGACUGAGGAGCAAGCCCUCGCCGGCGCCGACCAACAAUAAUGUAGCGGAGCUACAUUUAUAA
Molecule: messenger RNA, 1062 nt
Organism: Limanda limanda (common dab)
Lineage: Eukaryota; Metazoa; Chordata; Actinopteri; Pleuronectiformes; Pleuronectidae
Product: melatonin receptor type 1C-like
Exons: 2
Coding region: 1-1062 (353 amino acids)
Biological process (GO): G protein-coupled receptor signaling pathway
Cellular component (GO): membrane
Molecular function (GO): melatonin receptor activity
Source: RefSeq, a predicted model, not a curated record